AUGGCCGUGACACCGCCCUUCGCUUUGGAACAUCAGCUAACGCGGGAGCUAGACGAGCCGGCCCGGUACGUGCCGGGACACCCCCACAUUCCUCUAGAGAACCGAAGCAAGGUAUGGGACUUGCUGGCCAGAGAAUUCUGCUCGGACGAUCUGGACCGGAUCGCCAACAGGCUCUGGUGGAUGUCAAAACAGGACAGCGGAAACAUAUCGCCUCUCUACCGGCAGUUGGUGAAACGGGGCAUGAUCGUCGUCACGGAGGACCCGAAGCUCCACCUGGUGUGGAUCCACGAUCGCAUCUUCAUCAAGCCGCUCCCGUGGUACAUCACGUCGUACGCAUUCUGGAGGGACUAUCUCUGCACAGAGGCCGGCAGCGGAGGACUUGAACGUAUUCGACGAGCGGCGCUGGGCUACCUGCGGACGUACUACCAUCUCGUGAAGCACCAGUCCGACUUGCGCAUCGCCCAGGACCCCAGCCUGUGUCUCGUCCCGCCGGACAUCACCUGGGAGCAGUUCUGCGACUUCACAUCGAGCCUGGGGGACAUCGCAAACCGAGACGUCUCCCUGCGCUAUGCCUACGGCGAGAUCCGCCUGACGUGGCUCAACCCGUACGCUCCGCUCCUCCUCGGCAAGUUGCACUUCCAGAGGGUCGAGCACCAGUACGGAAUGUACUUUGCACGCUUCUACGGGCCGAUCCUGUUCGUGAUCGGGAUCGCGUCGGUAGUCCUGAGCGGACUGCAGGUCGUGGUGUCGGUCGGGGAAGACGGCGGGGGCGGUUGGACGGGGGCGGCGCUCUGGGUCGGCGUCACGGCGAUCGGGAUGUCCUGCAUCCUGCUCUUUACUCUGGGCCUCCUCCUGGUGUACAAGGUGGCGAAGGAGUGGAAGUUUGCGAUCCGCGACCGCCUCCGGUUGUUGGAGGAGAAGCGGGUGGCGGAAUGA
Messenger RNA from Ilyonectria robusta, 936 nucleotides. RefSeq lists its product as uncharacterized. NCBI's taxonomy places the organism in Eukaryota, Fungi, Ascomycota, Sordariomycetes, Hypocreales, Nectriaceae. Bases 1 to 936 code for a protein of 311 amino acids. The record is from RefSeq and is a predicted model, not a curated record. The transcript has a single exon.